Molecule: messenger RNA, 1862 nt
Organism: Leucoraja erinaceus (little skate)
Lineage: Eukaryota; Metazoa; Chordata; Chondrichthyes; Rajiformes; Rajidae
Gene: lmnb2
Product: lamin B2
Exons: 9
Coding region: 153-1847 (564 amino acids)
Source: RefSeq, a predicted model, not a curated record
CAUGAGAGCGGCGCCAUUUUCUAGUUCAUUGAAUAAAAGGGGGUUGGUGGCGGUUGGAGUUGCUGACCGGUACGCGUCCGAGCUUGUAAUUAAAUUGGCAAAUACCGGCGAUUUGUAAGGGGGAGAGAAAAAAAAAUAGAUUUUUUGUUGCCAUGUCAGCUACUCCGGCCCAGAAACCGUCCCGGGGCAGCGCGGCCCAAACGCCUCUGAGCCCGACUCGGAUCACUCGCAUUCAGGAGAAAGAGGAGCUGAAGAACCUCAAUGACCGCCUGGCUACCUACAUCGACAAAGUGCGCUCGCUCGAGUCCGAGAAUAGCGUGCUGCAGCUGAAGAUCUCCGAGAAGGAAGAGGUAACGACCAGGGAGUUGACCGGCAUUAAGUCCAUUUACGAGACUGAGUUGGCGGACGCCAGGAGGUUGCUGGACGAGACGGCCCGCGAAAAGGCGAAGUUGCAGAUUGAGUUGGGCAAGACCAAAACAGAACUGGAUGAGCUGACCAAAAAUUACAAGAAGAAAGAUAGUGACCUGAUAUCGGCUCUUGCACGGUUGAAAGAUUUUCAAUUGACCUAUCACAAAAAUGAAGCUGCACUUAACUCUGCUCUUAGUGAAAACAAUCGUUUGGAAGCAGAGAUGGAAGACUUGCGGUCACAGCUUGCUAAGGUUGAAAGCUCUCUGGCUGCUGCCCAAAAACAAUUGGAAGGAGAGACGCUGAUGCGAGUUGAUCUGGAGAAUCAGUGUCAGAGCUUAAAUGAGGAGCUGGCAUUCAGGAAAAAUGUGUUUGAAGAGGAAGUGCGUGAGACUAGGAAGAGACAAGACCGUCGAGUUGUGGAGGUGGAUUCUGGGCGAAGAAUCGACUAUGAAUCCAAACUGGCAGAUGCUCUUCAGGACCUGCGACAGCAGCAUGAAGGUCAAGUGAAACAGUACAAAGAUGACAUGGAACACACUUUCCAAGCCAAGUUGGAGAAUGCUAAAUUAGCAUCUGAUAGAAAUGACAAAGCUAUUGGAACAGCACGGGAAGACUUGCAGGAGGCAUAUCAUAGGAUUGAAAGUCUCAAUUAUCAACUUGGAGUCCUGCAGAAACAGUCUGCUGCUUCUGAGGCCAGAGUUCGGGAGCUAGAAGAUCUGCUUGCAAGUGACCGUGAUAAGUUCCGUAAGAUGCUGGAGGGAAAAGAGCAGGAAAUGGCUGAGCUGAGGGAUCGCAUGGAGAUGCAGCUGCAGGAAUACGAGGACCUCCUUGAUGUCAAACUGGCCCUUGACAUGGAAAUUCAAGCUUAUCGCAAACUUUUGGAAAGUGAAGAAGACAGGUUGAAGCUGUCUCCAAGUCCUUCCUCCAAGGUUACUGUGUCCCGUGCUACAUCUAGCAGCGCUGUUCAUACAUCUCGUACCAAACGAAAGCGUGUAGAAAUAGAAGAGCACAGAGAAAGCAGUCAAGUGGUGCAAACACACUCAUGCAGUGGUUUUAUCAGUAUUGAGCCAAUUGAUCUUGAGGGAAAAUUUGUUUGUCUCAGCAAUGAUUCUGAGAAGGAUCAGCCACUUGGAGGAUGGCGACUGAAGAGGCAAAUUGGAGAUGGGGAGGAAAUAGUCUACAAGUUCACCCCCAAAUACACUCUGAGGGCUGGACAGAAAGUCAAAAUUUGGAGUGCAGAUGCUGGCAAAGCCCACGGCCCUCCUACUGACCUUCUGUGGAAGAGUCAGAGUUGGGGCACUGGGGACAAUAUCAAGACUGUCCUUGUCAACUCUGAUGGAGAGGUAUGGCUUAAAUUCAUAGUAUCUAACAUUGGUAAAUUGUCAAGUGGUCACAGUUUACAGAAAUGUUUUUCCUGGUAUAAGGAAGACAGAGAAUUUUAGGUUUUGCAGGAAUAA